AUGUCAACCCAACCCCCCAACGCUCAAUCAGCAAACAGAACGACGAACGUCAACAUGGCCGUCGCUCAACCUAAAUCAAAGGCACCCAAAGCUGCUCCAGCUACAAAAGGAAAGAUGCAAAUGCAUAGACGAUCAAGGACAGGUUGCUACACAUGUAGAUUAAGAAGAAAGAAGUGUGAUGAAGGCGCUAGUGCUUGCAGUGCUUGUAAGCAUCUCGGUCUACGAUGUGAAUACAAGAGACCUAGUUGGUGGGGAAACAAUGAGUUGCGCCGCCAGCAAAAAGAGGUUAUCAAGACCAUUAUCAAGAGGAAGAAGCUCACAGAAAAGACAACCGCACCAUCCCAAGCCCAGACACAUCAAGUUAUGUCAUCAAGUAUCGAUACCCCUCCUGGACUUUCACACUCUCUACCUACCUCUGCAACUUACUCCGAUUCCUUGGACCGCACUCGAUCAGAAUCAAUUGAUUCUCAAUUAUCUCUCUUUGAUUUCACUGCACCUCCAAUGACCAUGACUGAUUAUACCGCCUACAAUGCGCAAAUGCACUCAUCACAUUCUCAAUACGCACCGAUGUAUCCUGAAUAUUCACCUUAUGAGAUCGAUGUCAAAACGGAAAGACAAAUGUUCGUCAAUGAUGUUCCCACUCGUCGCGAAUCAACCAUUUCGACCUUUAGCACUUUCCAUCCACCACCACCACCCGAGGCGAUGUUGCCAUCAUUCCCAAUCGAUCACGAAUGGGACACGGUCUACAACGAGCGACAUGAAAUAUUGGCAGAGGAAGCAUUGAACAUGAAUCUUUUCGAUUUCUCACACGGUCCACCAUCAGCACUCCGCCAAGUCGCCAUUGAGUUAGACGAGGGUGAUCAAAGACUCCUCGACCACUUUGUCUCCGACGUUUUACCUUCCGUCUUCCCAAUCCUCGAGACUAAUCAACAUGGUUCCGCACGAUCGGAUUACAUUCUCCCAGCACUCCAGAGCAACAAGUGCUACCUGCACUGCUGUCUUAGCAUUUCUGCUCAACAUUUCAAAUCCACCAUGAACAUUCAAGGUGACCAAAUUGAUAAUGAUAUCAUGCGCCACCGCUAUGCAACAAUCUCCGAGCUUUGCGAAGCUCUCAAUCGCGACACAGAUCACGUAUCAAUAUUGGAAGCCACUCUGGGAAUGAUCUUCUUUCAAUGCUCAGUAGGUCGAUUUGACGACUCUCUACCAGACAUUCCAUGGCAUCAACAUUUCCAAGCUGCCAUCUCUCUUGUUCAGAAACUUGAAUUGCCUCGUUUAGUCACCGAAUCGCAUGAUUUGAUGUCCUUCAACAUGACUUUGACUGCUUGGAUUGAUAUCCUCGGUUCCACCAUCCAAGGCCGCGCACCAACGUUUGCUCACACUUACAGAGAAAAGCAUUUGUCGCAAACCAACUCAUCUCUUGGGUUGAGAGAGCUCAUGGGCUGUGAAGAUCGCGUUUUGUAUCUUAUCUCCGAAAUUGCUUGCUUAGAGGCUCUCAAGAAUGAUGGCAUGGAUGAUAUUCAACUUUGCCAUCAUGUGCAUGCCCUAGGCGACCAAAUCGGUCUCACAGAGAUUGGCGAAAGUGGACCCAGAUAUCCAUACAGUCAUGGAGUAUUGAGCCCAAAGCAAUUGAGCCGAAACAUGACCGCGGCUUUCCGUCUCGCGGCUCGCAUUUACCUUUGCAGUCUCGUCCCUGGUUUUUCGCCCAGUCAAGAUAGCUGUGUCGGUUUGGUUGCAAAGCUUACCCAAGCUCUUGAAUUCAUUCCAGCUGGACCAAUGGGUUUCGACCGCAGUCUCGUGUGGGUCUACCUCAUUGGAGGUUCUGUCAGCACCGCCAACUCUCCCUUCCGUCAACACUUUGGCGAGCGCUUCGCUGCUCUUGGUGAUCUCGCCAAUCACGGAAGCUUCGGUCGUGUAUCUACACUUCUCACGGAAGUUUGGGGCCAUGUUGAUGGUCGCUUCAGUCCUGGUGGUGGUGAAGCACACUAUGUCUCCUGGAGAGAUGUAAUGCAGAUGAAGGGCUGGGAUUUCUUGUUGAUCUAG
Molecule: messenger RNA, 2040 nt
Organism: Sclerotinia borealis F-4128
Lineage: Eukaryota; Fungi; Ascomycota; Leotiomycetes; Helotiales; Sclerotiniaceae
Source: the annotation of a GenBank genome assembly